AUGUUUCUUGUGUAUUAUUUUUUGUUCUUUAUUUUUGGAGCUUCUGCUAAACUAGAUACCAAAACACCAAAUCAGUCCAUCAAAGAUGGUGAGACUCUAGUUUCCGCCAGUGGAAUCUUUGAACUGGGAUUUUUCAGCCCAGGUAACUCAGCAAAGCGUUACUUGGGAAUAUGGUACAAGAAAGAUACUGAUAAAACAGUUGCAUGGGUGGCCAACAGAGUAACUUCACUCUCUGAUUUUUCAGGAAUUCUAAAUGUCAUUGAUCAAGGGAAGCUUAUACUACUAGAUGGAGAAGAUAGAAUGAUUUGGUCAACCAAUAGAUCGAGAUCACUGAAAUAUCCUGUUUUGCAGCUCUUAGGUUCAGGAAAUCUUGUUGUGAAGGAUAGAAACGAUAACGAUCCAGAGAACGUUUUGUGGCAGAGUUUUGAUCAUCCUUUUGACACCUUACUAACAGGGAUGAAGCUCCGAAGGAACCUCAAAACUGGAAUGGAUAGGUUCCUUUCGUCCUGGAAAAGCACAGAAAAUCCUGCUCCAGGCCAAUUUUCUGUGGGCAUUGAUUUAAAUGGAUUUCCACAACUAGUUCUCAGGGAAGGAGCUGCCAUCAAGAAUAGAGCUGGCUCGUGGAAUGGCAUUGGUUUUACCGGGACUCCUGCGCUGAAACCAAACGAUCCUGUAUGUGAUUUUCAAUUUGAAUUGAAUGAGAAUGAGGUCUAUUAUAAGUGUGACCCCAACUUUCCCUUACUUUCAAGGAUAUGGGUAAAUCAAUCAGGUACUGCUGAGCGCUUAAUACAAAGCUCUCAAACAAAAAAUUGGUGGCUUGCUUAUGUUGUUCCGGUUGAUCGGUGUGACAAUUAUUCUUUGUGUGGUGCAAAUGCUCGAUGUCAGACAAACAGCAGCCAUGUAUGUUCUUGCCUGGAAGGAUUUGUACCAAAAUCACCAGAAGGUUGGAGCUUGUCAAAUUGGACUGAAGGGUGUGUCAGAAGGAGUCCAUUUAAUUGUAAAAAUGGGAAUGAAUUUAAGGUUGAUGCUGGGUUGAAGUUGCCGGACACUUCUAAUUCCUCGUACAAUACAAGCAUGAGCCUUGAGGAAUGUAAGGAAAUGUGUUUGAGAAACUGUACUUGCACUACCUGUGCUAAUUCUGAUAUCAGCAAAGGAAGUGGUUGCUUGCUUUUGUUUGGUGACCUGACGGAUAUGAGAUUGAACAAUGAUGUUCAGCAAGAUCUCUACAUAAGGAUGGCCACUUCAGAACCAGGUAAUUUUGGAAGUAUUUACUUUUGA
Messenger RNA from Pistacia vera, 1278 nucleotides. RefSeq names its product G-type lectin S-receptor-like serine/threonine-protein kinase At4g27290. Gene Ontology annotation, biological process: recognition of pollen. The coding region runs from base 1 to 1278 and encodes 425 amino acids. The transcript has a single exon. NCBI's taxonomy places the organism in Eukaryota, Viridiplantae, Streptophyta, Magnoliopsida, Sapindales, Anacardiaceae. The record is from RefSeq and is a predicted model, not a curated record.